AUGGCGGCCGACCCGCGUUCGUUUCCCGUGCUUACGCGCCUCCUGCGUCUCGGCGGCUCGCGCGUGCCCGCCGCUGCACACUUCGCGGUCUCGGUCCUGUCGUUCUUCUGGUUUCACAACCUGCUCUUCGCGUCGUGUCUCUCAGUCAAACGCCCGUGGGCAGCCUCGCUUUCUUCGUUCCCGCACCCGUCUCUGUCCCUGACUCAGGCUCUUUCGUUCGCUUCCGACUGGGAAGCCGCGGGCAGCGAAGCCUGGAGUCGGACCUCGGCGUUUGGCGCCGAACUGCGCUGCAGGUCGCCGCCACUCAGCUUCCUCUUCACCUCUCUGCUCGGCUCUCGCGGCUCGUCUGUCGCCCCACUGUCCCGGUCGUCUCCUCUCUCUUCACCUGCUCUCUCUGCUCUCUGCGCCGCUCCUCCGGGGCUCUCGUCGCUGAAGUCUUCCCCGCCGUCGUCACCGCGCCCCGCGGGGAGCUCAUCCUCGCUGCGGACCCACGGCCCGCCCCUUGGCAGGCCUUCUGCGGCGGCGGAGUUUGCAGCGGCACUCGGGGCGAGCGCUGUGGAGAUACCGCACAGUGCUUCUCGCGCGCGAGAGGCGAAGCCGCAGACGCGGCAGCCGUCGGAGCCGGUCGCGAAUCGCCGACAGCGGACUCGCGACGCGUCUGCGCCUUCUGAUGGCCCUGCGCUUGGGGCUGCAGGUGCCCAUCAUCCGGCACCGCGACCCCCGGGGGGUGGGCUGUGGACGGGCGGUGAGGCCGGCGUGCGUCGGGCGACUCGCUCGGGGAGUCCCUCGUCGAGCUGCCGCGGCGCCGUCCCCACAGACGGGCAGUGUGGGACCCCCGGGAGGCCGGAGGGACAUGAGGGGGGGCUGCGAGGGCGCGCCGGGUGCGAGUCGGAGGUGGAGCAGCUCCUCCGUAUGUGCGAAGAAAACAUGCGCGAGUACGCGCAGACACGCGGCGGGGAAGCUGGCGCGGAAGACGCCACGGAAGAGGAGGCGAGUCGGCAGCGCGUCAAAGAGAUGCUGGAGCGACGCGUCGCCCUCAUGGAGGCCCAGCUGGUCUCCUGGAAGCGCGAAGAGCUCCGAGGCCGACACGACGCUUUGCAGGACUACCUGGCGGUCCUCGAGCACACCCGCCAGCGGGACGAGGCGUGCGUCCGCCAGUUUCACGCGGAGGAAAUCAACACGCCAGACACGGGGAGUCCAGCAGAGCUCCGCGGCUCUUCGUCCUCUGGCGCGGCCCAGGCGUCGCGCACCCCCCCGGCAGCUGCUUCGGCUGAGGCUGUCGCCUCAGACCCGUCCGCGUGUCGCUCCGCUGCACCUGCGGCUCCUGGACGGCGCCCGCUGUUUCCGUUGCGGGGCUUCGGCGGCAUUGCUGUCUUUCCGCUCCCCGAGGCAAGACCGCCGGGAGAGGGACGCGAAGCAGCCGCGGACAAGCUGCCGCGGUGGCGCAAGAGACUUGACGAAGAGCGCGGCCGCCGCACGCCUGCCACCCUCCGACCGCCGUCCUACGCGGCAAUCGCCGAGCAGAAGGCGGAGGAGCGCCAGGCGCUGGCAGCCCUCAAGGCAUGGAAGAGGUUUCACCGCGAGGCGCGACAGCGAGAGGCCGCAGAGCGCGGCGCCGCGGAGCCCAGAGCGCUGGGCGCGUCCGAGGAGACGGGCCCCGUUCACAGCGGCGAGCGCGCAGAAGGAGCGCCCGAUGCAGUCGUAGACGCUGCAUCCGACGCUGCGGGGAGGGGUGAAAGGACCCAAAGUGCUGUCGCGCCACACGAAGAGGAAGAAGGCAUCGCAUCAAGACACGGUCUGCCGUCGGCUUCGCCGUCCGCGGAUCUGCCUUCGGGGGAGUUCAAGCCCAAGCAGUCGCUGGGGCAGAACUUCCUGAGCGACCCCAAUACAAGCCGACUCAUCGCAGCCAGCUUGGAGGACGCCUCGCCGCGGGGCGUAGGCGUCGUCGAGGUUGGACCCGGCACAGGCGCAAUCACCAGAUUCCUCUUGCCGAAGUUCCCUCGCAUGUCAGCCAUCGAAACCGAUCCGCGGGCUCUGUCUCUCCUUUCGCGUCGCCUGCCGUCUCUGAAACUCAUUCACGGGGACGUGCUCCAGGUAUCUUGGCCAGCGCUGGCGCGCGAGCGAGGGACGCGUCUUUCCGUGGUCGGCAAUCUGCCCUUCUACCUGACCAGCCAGCUGCUCUUCUGCUUCCUCGAUGCCUGGCGCUUCAUCGAUCAGGCGCUCGUGACGAUUCAGUGGGAAAUGGCGGAGCGCCUGACGGCCCGGCGGGGCGAGCGGCAGUACUGUCGCCUGAGCGUCGUGUUCGCCUUGUACAGCGAGUGCAAAAUCGUGAAAAAACUUCCGAGCUCCGUGUUUUACCCAGUGCCUAAAGUCGACGCGGCGCUCGUGCACAUCAAGUUCCGCCAAGCCCCGUUAACCGAAAUUCUGCAGGGUGCUGACCCGCAUCAGUUCCGAACGGUCUUGCACGCUGCCUUUGGGAAACGCCGCAAAAUGCUGAAGUCGAGCCUCAAGGAAAUUCUCCCUCACGCCGACGCCUUGCCUGCUUGCUAUGCACGCAUGCGGCCGCAGCACUUGUACCCGACGGACUUUCUCGACUUGACUAAAGCCAUAUUUUCUCCUCGCUCUUUUCUUCCGGCGUCUGGGGCCGAAGGCCCGAAGGCCAGCGAAGAAGAGGAGACAGAAGCGAGCCAAGCGGGCGGACCAGAAAGGGACGACGAAGAGGAUGUCUUUGCGCAAGUAGGAGAAGUGUCGCGCAUCUGGAGAAAAGAGAAGCAUGGAAACUAUUGA
Molecule: messenger RNA, 2787 nt
Organism: Besnoitia besnoiti
Lineage: Eukaryota; Apicomplexa; Conoidasida; Eucoccidiorida; Sarcocystidae
Product: dimethyladenosine transferase
Exons: 9
Coding region: 1-2787 (928 amino acids)
Biological process (GO): rRNA methylation
Cellular component (GO): mitochondrial matrix
Molecular function (GO): rRNA (adenine-N6,N6-)-dimethyltransferase activity
Source: RefSeq, a predicted model, not a curated record